This is a messenger RNA of Saccharomyces mikatae IFO 1815, 1167 nucleotides long. RefSeq names its product histidinol-phosphate transaminase (gene HIS5). Lineage: Eukaryota; Fungi; Ascomycota; Saccharomycetes; Saccharomycetales; Saccharomycetaceae. Gene Ontology annotation, biological process: L-histidine biosynthetic process. Gene Ontology annotation, molecular function: L-histidinol-phosphate:2-oxoglutarate transaminase activity; pyridoxal phosphate binding. The coding region runs from base 1 to 1167 and encodes 388 amino acids. The record is from RefSeq and is a predicted model, not a curated record. The transcript has a single exon.
AUGGUUUUUGAUUUAAAAAGAAUUGUCAGACCAAAGAUUUAUAACUUGGAGCCUUAUCGUUGCGCAAGAGAUGACUUUACUGAGGGUAUAUUGCUAGACGCCAAUGAAAAUGCCCAUGGGCCUACUCAAAUUGAGUUAAACGAGACUAAUUUACAUCGUUAUCCGGACCCUCACCAAUUGAAAUUCAAAACCGCAAUGACCGCGUACAGAAACGAAACCAGUAGUUAUUUAAAUGACCCUACCGUAAAGCCUUUGAGUGCUGACAAUUUGUGUCUAGGUGUGGGAUCUGACGAAAGUAUUGAUGCUAUUAUAAGAGCCUGUUGCGUUCCUGGAAAAGAAAAAAUUCUAGUUCUACCACCAACCUAUUCUAUGUAUUCAGUUUGUGCAAACAUUAAUGACGUAGAAGUUGUUCAAUGUCCUUUAACUGUUUCUGACAACUCUUUUCAAAUGAAUACCGAGGCUGUUUUAACCAUUUUGAAUAAUGAUCCCCUAAUUAAAAUAAUGUUUGCUACCUCACCAGGUAAUCCAACAGGGGCCAAGAUCAAGACGUGUUUGAUCGAAGAGGUCUUACAGAAAUGGGAUAACGGAAUAGUUGUUGUUGACGAAGCCUAUGUAGAUUUUUGCGGCGGUUCUACUGCUCCACUAGUCACCAAGUAUCCUAACUUGGUUACUUUGCAAACUUUGUCCAAGUCUUUUGGUUUAGCCGGUAUUAGGUUGGGUAUGACAUAUGCAACAGCAGAGUUAGCUAAGAUUUUAAAUGCAAUGAAAGCACCUUAUAACAUUUCCUCUCUGGCAUCUGAGUAUGCACUAAAGGCAGUUCAAGAGAGCAAUUUGAGAAAGAUGGAAGCCACUUCCAAGGUGAUCAAUGAAGAGAAAAUGCGUCUCUUAAAGGAGCUGACUUCUUUGGAUUAUGUUGAUGACCAAUAUGUUGGCGGAUUGGAUGCAAAUUUUCUAUUAAUACGAAUCAAUGGCGGUGACAAUGCCUUGGCAAAGAAGCUGUACUAUCAAUUGGCCACUCGAUCUGGUGUUGUCGUUAGAUUUAGAGGUAAUGAGUUAGGUUGUUCCGGGUGUUUGAGAAUUACCGUUGGGACUCAUGAGGAAAACACAAAUUUGAUAAAAUAUUUCAAAGAGACGCUGUAUAGGUUGGCCAAAGAGCAAUCAAAUUAG